Molecule: messenger RNA, 1713 nt
Organism: Schizosaccharomyces osmophilus
Lineage: Eukaryota; Fungi; Ascomycota; Schizosaccharomycetes; Schizosaccharomycetales; Schizosaccharomycetaceae
Gene: exg2
Product: cell wall glucan glucosidase Exg2
Exons: 1
Coding region: 1-1713 (570 amino acids)
Biological process (GO): glucan catabolic process
Cellular component (GO): cell surface; extracellular region
Molecular function (GO): beta-glucosidase activity
Source: RefSeq, a predicted model, not a curated record
AUGGACGAUGUAAUGAAUACGGAAUCGGCUGAAUCUUUGAAGAAUCCAGAUGAUGAUUUCAGCGUACCCCGAUCUACCAAAUCAUAUUCAAAAAAAACAAUUGUUAUAUUUGCGACCAUGGUUUGCUUAAUGUCAGUUAUUGUUUGUCUGGUAGUCUUUUUGCCUAUAAUAUUCUUCUUAAUCAUUCCGAGUGCCAGGCUCCAAGGUGAACAUUUGGCUUCAAGAAAGAACGUCUCAUCACCCAUUUCUGUUAAAAGCGAUGAAGCUGAUAACCAAAUUGACACAGUUGACAAUAUUGUCCCAAUUCCAGAAUACGCAAGGCGUACAUUAUUAGAUCCUACUAUAUGGUUAGACAAAACGGAUUUCAAUACUACGUUUACAGAAGGAAUGGUCGGAAACCUUAGCGUUAUGGGGCUUUACGAUACUUAUGAUGAUACGGUUCAAGCAAAUCCCUCAGUUCCUCCUUUAAAUAAACCGUUUCCGUAUGGAGAAGUCCCAAUCCGUGGCGUUAAUCUUGGAGGUUGGCUUUCAAUGGAGCCGUUUAUCACUCCUUCUUUCUUUAGAGUCAAUAAUGGAACACACAACAUAUUACGUGAUGAGUUAAGUUUGCAUGAGUAUCUUCGGGAAAAUGCAUCAAGAGUUAUAGAAGAACACUACAGUACGUUUGUAACUAAAAGGACGCUUGAAGAAGUUCGUGAAGCAGGACUAGAUCAUGUACGUAUUACUUUUCCCUAUUGGAUUUUGCACGAGGAUUCAAACGCGACGAGUGUUUCUGGGAUCGGCUGGCGUUAUUUGUUGCGAGUAAUUGAAUGGGCUCGUUCCCAGGGUUUACGUGUCAACUUGGACCUUCAUGCAGCACCAGGAAAUCAAAAUUCUUGGAAUCAUGGUGGUUACUUGAAUCAGCUUAAUUGGCUUGUUGGACCCGAAGGAAACCAAAACGCUAACCGUACAUUGAAAAUACAUGAGCAACUUUCAACCUUCUUUUCCCAAGAAAGGUACCGAAAUGUUGUUACUAUCUACGGAUUAUUGAACGAGCCAAACUCUUUCGUUAUCGAUCGUAAGCUAAUAAAUGAUUGGCAUAAAAAAGCAUACAAAAUCGUCAGAUCUGCUAAUCCCCGUGCUUUAAUAUCUGUAGGCGACGGCUUUCGAGGACCAGGAGACUGGGAAGAAGAAUUUGACCCUUUUCAUUUUCCGAAUGUGCUCAUUGAUGCACAUAGAUACACUAUUUUUAAUGACUUCCUUAUUGGCUUACCUUAUAAGAAUAAACUUAACAUUGUUUGUAACUCAUGGAGAGAAGAGGUAGAACAAAAGGCAAAGCUUCCAACAAUUGUUGGCGAAUGGAGUUUGGCCGACACCGAUUGUGCAGAGUUUUUGAAUAACGUGGGUGAGGGCGCCAGAUGGGAUGGAACAUUUUCGCCAAGUGGAAAUCUUCAGUGUUGCCCUUCACAAAAAGAUUGCACUUGUUCGUUUGCAAACGCUGACCCUGGUAGCUACUCAAAGGAGUAUCGUGAAGAGCUUUACAAUUUUGCUACCGCACAAAUGGAAACUUUUGACAAAACUUGGGGCUGGUUUUAUUGGAAUUGGGAUACAGAGAAUGCUACACAGUGGAGUUAUAAGAAGUCUCGAGCUGCAGGAUUGUUGCCUGAAUUGGCAUACUCAACUGAUCGAGCAUUCAACUGCAGCAUGUUGAAGACUUCUUUCACGUCUACAUAG